Molecule: messenger RNA, 1041 nt
Organism: Podospora anserina S mat+
Lineage: Eukaryota; Fungi; Ascomycota; Sordariomycetes; Sordariales; Podosporaceae
Exons: 2
Coding region: 1-1041 (346 amino acids)
Biological process (GO): vesicle fusion; intracellular protein transport; Golgi to vacuole transport
Cellular component (GO): endomembrane system; SNARE complex
Molecular function (GO): SNAP receptor activity; SNARE binding; phosphatidylinositol binding
Source: RefSeq, a predicted model, not a curated record
AUGGCACCCCCCAUCGAAAUCUCCAUCCCCACCACGUCCAUCUCCACCCCCCCAAACGGCAAACCCUUCACCCUCUACAACAUCACCCUCCGCCUCCCCUUGCGCUCCCUCAUCGUCCAAAAGCGCUACUCGGAAUUCGAAGCCCUCCACAAGAACCUCCACUCCCUCGUCGGCGCUUACCCCCCCGAGCCACUCCCCGAAAAGUCUUGGUGGCGCACCUCGACGGCGAACUCCCCUGAACGCACAGAAGAGAGGCGAGCGGGGUUGGAGAAGUAUCUUCGUGCCAUUGCCGAACCGCCAGAUAGACGGUGGAGGGAUACUCCCGUCUGGAGGGCCUUUCUGGGACUUCCUGCGGGAAGCAGCACGCAGAGUGGGAUUAGUCUCGAGGGACGCAUCCCUGCUAUUGGGUUGAGGGAGGCGAAUUUGGCUGCUGCUAGCGACCCGGGGACGUGGCUGGAUUUACAUCGGGAAUUGAAGACUUCUCUUCACGAGGCGAGGGUUGCUUUGGGACGGAGGGAUGGGGCGACGGAGAAUAGUGCUAGGGUUGAGGCGGGGAGUGCGGCGAAGCGGGCGUUGAUUAAGGCGGGGAAUCUGAUUGGGAGUUUGAGUGAUGGGUUGAGGGUUAUGAAGGAGGAUGGGGGGAAGCUGGGGGAGGGGGAGUUGAGACGGAGACGGGAUUUUGGGGUUGCGAGUGCGAGUGAGAGGGCUGCGCUUAUGGGAAAUAAUGAUGGGGGGCCGAGCAGUAUUGGGAUUGUGAGGACGUCGACUGGACGGCGGGUGUUGGGUGCGCCGCUGCCGGAGACGGAGAGGACGAGGGAGCUGGAUAAUGAGGGAGUACUUCAGCUACAGAGGGACACUAUGCAGGAACAAGACCAGGAGGUGGAGGCGCUGGCAAAAAUUAUCAGACGGCAAAAGGAGAUGGGGCUGGCGAUCAACGACGAGGUUAACCGCCAUAUUGACAUGCUGGACCGUCUGAAUGACGACGUGGACGUUGUGGGCAGGAAGCUGGGCGUGGCAAAGGAUAGGGUCAAGAGACUGUGA